UAGAGGAAAAAGUCACUGUGACAAUACCAAGAGAACACAAAAGGGUUUUAGGGUUUUAAGCUUAUUAGGGUUUCUGUGAGAAAUGGCUGAGGAGAGUGGACAGAGGGCUAAGGGUACCGUCAAGUGGUUCAGUGACCAAAAGGGUUUUGGGUUCAUCACUCCCGAUGACGGCGGGGAAGAUCUGUUCGUUCAUCAGUCAGGUAUCAGAUCUGAGGGUUUCCGUAGCCUAGCUGAAGGUGAAACUGUUGAGUUCGAAGUUGAGUCUGGAGGUGACGGCCGUACCAAGGCUGUUGAUGUAACCGGACCUGAUGGUGCGGCUGUCCAAGGUGGCCGUGGAGGCGGCGGCGGCGGCGGCGGUGGAGGUCGAGGUGGUGGUGGGUAUGGAGGCGGCGGUGGUGGAUACGGUGGUGGAUACGGUGGUGGCCGUGGUGGUAGCCGUGGAUAUGGUGGCGGUGACGGAGGCUACGGUGGUGGUGGCGGCUACGGUGGAGGAAGCCGUUAUGGCGGCGGUGGAGGCGGUAGCUAUGGAGGUGGUGGUGGGAGCUAUGGAGGUGGUGGUGGUAGAGGAAACGGUUGCUUCAAGUGUGGUGAAUCUGGUCACUUUGCUAGAGACUGUACCCAGAGUGGAGGUGGCGGCGGAGGUGGCAGAUUCGGUGGUGGUGGCGGUGGAGGUGGCGGUGGCUGCUACAAGUGUGGUGAGGAUGGUCACUUUGCCCGUGAAUGUACCAGUGGAGGUCGUUGAACAUGGGUUGAAACCCUUUGUUCCCUUUAUCUUUUAGUCUGUUAUGUUUUUGUCUGAAUGUGGUGCCUUUGGCAGCCUUUACUAUGGGUCUUUGCUACUGUUUCUUCGACUAUGGUUGUUUGUUAUUUUUAUUUUCUGCUCAUUAGUAAUAUCCGUUAUACGGUUAAGUUCAGUUUGGAUCUUUUGGUAAUGGGGAGUCUGAUAUUUUGUGGUGCUGCAAGUAAUACUCUCUGUACAUGUUUACAUACAUGUUUCUGAAGAAAUAUCAAUUAAUCAACUGACAGUAUUUGUAGCCCUUUAA
Messenger RNA from Nicotiana tabacum (common tobacco), 1043 nucleotides. RefSeq names its product glycine-rich protein 2-like. Gene Ontology annotation, molecular function: zinc ion binding; nucleic acid binding. The record is from RefSeq and is a predicted model, not a curated record. Lineage: Eukaryota; Viridiplantae; Streptophyta; Magnoliopsida; Solanales; Solanaceae.